This is a messenger RNA of Gracilinanus agilis (Agile Gracile Mouse Opossum), 1203 nucleotides long. It is a transcript of the gene ARC, whose product is annotated as activity regulated cytoskeleton associated protein. Gene Ontology annotation, molecular function: mRNA binding. The record is from RefSeq and is a predicted model, not a curated record. Lineage: Eukaryota; Metazoa; Chordata; Mammalia; Didelphimorphia; Didelphidae. Gene Ontology annotation, biological process: positive regulation of AMPA receptor activity; modulation of chemical synaptic transmission. Bases 1 to 1203 code for a protein of 400 amino acids. The transcript has a single exon.
AUGGAGCUGGAGCACCUGAGCAGUGGGGGCCUCCAUACCUACCAUGGUCCCCGGGGCGGGCCAGCGGCCAAGCCCAACGUGAUCCUGCAGAUCGGGAAGUGCCGGGCAGAAAUGUUGGAGCACGUAAGGAAAACUCACCGGCACCUGCUCACUGAGGUGUCCAAGCAGGUGGAGAGGGAGUUGAAAGGCUUGCACAGGUCAGUGGGGAAGCUGGAGAAUAAUUUGGAUGGCUAUGUCCCUACCGGUGACUCGCAGCGAUGGAAGAAGUCCAUCAAGGCCUGCCUGUCCCGGUGCCAGGAGACCAUUGCCCACCUGGAGCGAUGGGUGAAGAGGGAGAUGAAUGUGUGGCGGGAGGUUUUCUACCGGCUGGAGAAGUGGGCCGACCGGCUGGAAUCCAUGGGAGGCAAGUACCCAGUGAGUGGAGAGCCCACUCGCCAGACGGUCUCUGUUGGUGUGGGGGGCCCCGAAAGCUACUGCCAGGAAACUGAUCCCUAUGACUACACAGUGAGUCCCUAUGCCAUAACCCCGCCUACACCAGCAGGAGUAACUGCGGGAGGAGAGGCCAUAAGCCAUGAGCCCUCGGACAUCCAGCAGUAUCCACCCUGGAGCUCAACCACUGAGGAUGGGACCCUGAGUCCUGGUGUAGACACUCAGAUUUUUGAGGAUCCCCGGGAGUUCCUCAGCCAUCUAGAAGAAUAUUUGAAACAGGUCGGAGGGACUGAAGAGUACUGGCUGUCCCAGAUCCAGAACCACAUGAAUGGCCCAGCCAAGAAGUGGUGGGAAUACAAACAGGGAUCUGUGAAGAACUGGGUGGAAUUCAAGAAGGAAUUCUUGCAGUACAGCGAGGGGACUCUCACCCGGGAUGCUAUUAAGAGGGAGCUGGACCUGCCCCAGAAACAAGGAGAGCCUCUGGACCAAUUCCUCUGGCGUAAGAGAGACCUUUACCAGACCCUCUAUGUGGAUGCUGAUGAGGAAGAGAUCAUCCAGUAUGUGGUGGGCACCCUUCAGCCCAAACUCAAACAUUUCCUCCGACACCCACUGCCCAAGACCCUUGAGCAGCUGAUCCAGAGAGGCCAGGAGGUCCAAGAAGGACUGGAGCAGGGGGAGGACCCCAUCGAACAGCAAACCCAGUCGGAGGACAAUGAUGAAUCACUCACCCCAGCUAUCGAAUCCCUUGCCAGUGAUGGGACCCAGCCCGAGUAG